This is a messenger RNA of Engraulis encrasicolus (European anchovy), 1459 nucleotides long. RefSeq names its product RAB25, member RAS oncogene family b (gene rab25b). The coding region runs from base 343 to 975 and encodes 210 amino acids. Gene Ontology annotation, cellular component: Golgi apparatus; recycling endosome. The record is from RefSeq and is a predicted model, not a curated record. NCBI's taxonomy places the organism in Eukaryota, Metazoa, Chordata, Actinopteri, Clupeiformes, Engraulidae. Gene Ontology annotation, biological process: exocytosis. Gene Ontology annotation, molecular function: GTP binding; GTPase activity. The transcript is spliced from 5 exons.
UGCAAGCCCUCCCCUGUAUCGCUGCACCUGUGCCUGUAUCACCCUACCUGCUCAACCUGCCCUCUCCACUUCCCAGAGGGCACGCCUCCUUCCCCCAACCCCCACUGCUCUUGUUGGCGGAACUACCUGACUUCCUAUCGGGGCCAGUUCCUUGUACAAACAACCAAAAACUCUGAGAAGGAAACACUCUCUACAAAUGGGAUGAAAAUUUAAUCUUGCAGUUAACUGUUACCGUUUUGGUUGUGUUGAGACUACAAACAUCAAGGCGUUGCCAUCUCUCAGUUUGAGAGGUGUCCCCAGAUUUUAAUCCAGGCUGCCAAGGACCUACUGAAUGGGCAAAACAUGGGGUCAGAUGAAGCUUAUAAUUUCGUGUUCAAGGUGGUUCUGAUUGGCGAGUCUGGUGUGGGUAAAAGUAAUCUGCUGUCACGCUUCACGAAAAACGAGUUCAACCACGACAGCCGCACCACCAUCGGAGUGGAGUUCAGCACCAGGACCGUGCAGCUGAACGGCCUGACCAUCAAGGCCCAGAUCUGGGACACAGCGGGCCUGGAGCGCUACAGGGCCAUCACCUCAGCGUAUUACAGGGGUGCCGUGGGAGCCCUGUUGGUGUAUGACAUUUCAAAGCACCUUACCUAUGAGAGUGCCUCUCGGUGGUUAAAGGAACUGUAUGACCAUGCUGACCCGCAUAUCGUUGUCAUGCUGGUAGGAAACAAGUCAGACCUGGCCUCUGUGCGGGCGGUUCCCACCGAGGAUGCCAAGAACUUUGCAGAACAGAAUGGUCUAUUGUUUAUGGAGACCUCUGCGUUGGAGUCCACCAAUGUUGAGAUGGCAUUCAAUAAUGUUCUUUCUGAGAUCCACAAGAAAGUGUCCAGCAAAGAAGUGACCAGAGGCUCGAUCAGUGCCGUCUCUCUGUCCAGUCCAAAUGCUCUCUCAACAAAUGCUGAGGAGAAGAAACCGUGUUGCAAGAAUGUUUGAAUGUGUGCAUGCACUUUGCUUUUUUUAAGAAGAGUUCCAGAAUUUCUGCCGAAAAGUCUUGUUCUUUUGUUCUGUCACAAACAAAACCGCCUGAAUUAUAGGACUACAAAUCUUUUUUCAAUCAUUUUAAAACAUGUUGAAAAUGAAAAUAAAUAAGUGCUCUUGAAAUAUACAGUAGCUGAUCAAAGUUAAAGACAGAGACUAAUAGUAUUUGUUGUUAUGAGGCAGAAGUAAGUCAGUCAGUACAGUUGUUUCAGCCUAUGUGAUCCAGAUUUUUUACCAAUAUGCAGAAUUUACCUGUAACCAAAUUGACAUUCAAAUUCAGUUGAUUUCACUCAACAGCCCUAAGUUGUUAACUAAAUUAUUGUUGUCAUGUGUAAUUUUGCAUUAAGACCCAUGUAUUUAUGGUGAUACUUUUGUACCUAUCAUUAAAGGAAAGCUGUAUUGUAUGAUAUUCAUGCAAAUAAUAAAUAUAACACUAUUA